Messenger RNA from Gambusia affinis (western mosquitofish), 2936 nucleotides. RefSeq names its product adenylate kinase 5 (gene ak5). Gene Ontology annotation, molecular function: ATP binding; nucleoside diphosphate kinase activity. Gene Ontology annotation, biological process: nucleoside triphosphate biosynthetic process. Gene Ontology annotation, cellular component: cytosol; cytoplasm. The record is from RefSeq and is a predicted model, not a curated record. The coding region runs from base 329 to 2011 and encodes 560 amino acids. The transcript is spliced from 14 exons. Lineage: Eukaryota; Metazoa; Chordata; Actinopteri; Cyprinodontiformes; Poeciliidae.
UGCGCACUUCUCCAUACAGAACCCGCAAGCUGCCGUCAGCAGAGCACAGGCCGUCCAAACCGGAGCAGCGCGCUGCAAGCGAAGCGCUGCGGGAGGCGAGAAAAAGAGUCCAACCGAUCCACGCAUCCGCACCACUGAGAAGGAGUGGCAUCACCUGCAGGAAUCCACUUGAGAAGUCCGCAAGGACAGGAGCGGAAAAAAUGCGCUGAAAGGAGAUCUGUCACGAACUCGCUUAUUAACCAAAGAUAGAUCAGAGGGAAAACAGGUGGGAAAAAAUCCGCCUCCGAUAAGUUUUUCAUUUAAGAAUAAAGAGGAAACCCAGCUGGAGAUGAAUACCAACGAUGCCAAGGAGUAUCUGGCACGGAGGGAGAUACCUCAGCUGUUUGAGAGUCUGCUGACUGGUUUGAUGUACUACCGGCCCGAUGACCCCAUCGACUACUUGGAAGGCUGUCUGAAGAAAGUCCGGGAGCUCGGCGGCACCGAAAAGGUGCGGUGGGACACUUUUGUGGGCCAGGAGAGGAAGUCCCUUCCUCCGCUCAACGGCGGCCAGUCGCGCCGGUCCCUCUUCAGAAACGUUUUGCCCGAAAGCCCCAACUUCCCCUACAGACGGUAUGACCGCCUCCCUCCCAUCAGCCAGUUCUCCAUCGAGAGCGACUCGGACCUGUCGGAGACGGCCGAGCUCAUCGAGGAGUACGAGGUGUUCGACCCGUCCAGGCCACGACCCAAAGUCAUCCUCGUCAUUGGUGGCCCUGGCAGCGGCAAAGGAACACAGAGCCUGAAAAUCGCCGAGCGCUACGGCUUCCAGUACAUGUCUGUGGGCGAGCUGCUGAGGAAGAAGAUGAUCCACAAUGCCACCAGCAACAGAAAGUGGAGCCUGAUCGCCAAAAUCAUCACCAACGGCGAGCUGGCGCCGCAGGAAACCACAAUAACUGAGAUCAAACAGAAGAUUAUGAAGAUCCCAGACGCCAACGGUAUCGUCAUAGACGGCUUCCCUCGAGACGUUGGACAGGCCCUGUCCUUUGAAGACCAGAUCUGCACUCCAGACCUGGUGGUUUUCCUGGCCUGCACCAACAGCCGCCUGAAGGAGAGGCUGCAGAAAAGGGCGGAGCAGCAGGGGCGACCCGACGACAACCCGAAGGCCAUCGACCGUCGGCUGACCAACUUCAAGCAGAACACCAUUCCUCUGGUGAAGUACUUCCAGGAGAGAGGCCUGAUCGUCACGCUGGAUGCUGAUCGAGAUGAGGAGGAGGUUUUCUGCAACAUCAGCAUGACUCUGGAUAACAAGCUGUUUCCCUCUGAAGAGCCUGUUGCCGGUCCGAGCGAACUGGAUCUCAGUCUGCUGGGGGAAACCGGUAGCCUGGCAGAGGAAACCCACAAAGAAAAUCAGGCUGAUGAAGAGGAGGAGUAUGCUGAAGGAGCCACAGAAAGUUGCUGCACAGAAAAGAAGAAACCAAAGGUCAUCUUUAUGAUUGGCGGGCCGGGUUCGGGGAAGGCUCUGCAGUGCGAACGGCUGGAGGAGCGGUUCGGCCUGCGCCGCGUCACCCUGGGCGACCUGUUGUGUAGCGAGAUGCAGCGUCACAGCGAAAGAGGGCGCCACCUACAGGACGUUCUGGAGAGAGGAGAGAAGCUGCCAGAGGAGACGCUGCUGGAGCUGCUGUGUGACGCCGUGACGUCUGCGGUCCGACAGGGAAAGGGUCUGGUGGUGAGCGGCUUCCCCAGAGACCUGAAGCAGGCGGAGGAGUACGAAGCCAAGAUGGGGGAACCGAGUGCCGUGGUUCUGCUGAGCUGUUCUCCAGAGACGAUGACCAGCAGGAUCCAGAGCCGCAGCAGAUCCUCCUUGUCCUCAGAGAACGCCCUGCAGAGAAGAGCCCAGAACUUCUGCAGCGACGCCAAGGCCGUCAUCGCUCACUAUGAAUGCAAGAUGCUGCUGCACACCAUUGACGCCGAGCGGUCGCCACCUGAGGUUUUUGUCCAGCUCUGCCAAGCCAUAGAAUCUUCUGCCACCUUCUGAUUUCCACCGUUUACACCAGGGGUGUCCAUUGUCCAGGACUGAGUUUGUGUGGCCCCCAAUCACAGUUAGAAAAUUACACAAGUUUUGAUGCAGAUGGAGACCUUUUGUUUUAAAUCAGGGCAAAAUUAUUACAAACAAGUACAAAUCUUCUUGAAUGGAAAAUGUUUGAUGCAAUACAAAGUAUUCAUCUUUUUAUUACCAUGCUUUCUGUAUUCUCUUUAAUUUUAUAGUAAAUAGAAACACAUCUAUUUAAUCAUUUUUAUUUAAAAUUUGCUUUUUUAAUUAUUGUAUGGUUAAUUUAUUAUUGAGCAGAUAAAAAUGUCAUAAUAUUAUUUCAGAAAUUGUAUAUUUCUUAGCCCACAAGUAAAUCUGUCUUUACAAUUUUGACCUAUUUGACCUAAAGGUUGGACACUCCUGGUUUACACCCUGCUGUUCACCUGCUUGAAGACCUUCUUCUUCUUCUCUCACCUCCACAUCACUCACACCUGCACCAGCUUAUUGAACUUUUGUGGUAUGCAUGCCUCACCUGCAAUCAGUUGCUCCCUCCUCUUCAUUUUGCUUCACCCUCUUCCUGUUCCUCACAUCAACUUCAAUAUAAUGCUGCCAACUGCAGGAUCGAGGCUCAUAACUGUACAGAGAAAACAGCGACCCCUGUUGCCACUGGGAGCACGCUGACCGUUUCCAUCAGACAUUGGAGACGUGAUGUGUGUUCAUUCUUGUGCUCAGCACUUUGCUUUGUAUCGUAACAAGCAUGCAGAAUUAACAGUUAAAGCUUAAAACUGCCUUUUGUGCAUUAAAUAAAGAAGCAGCGGAGUAUUAAAAGUAUUAGAAUUACUGCAUCUGUGUGUUUUACAAGCUCAUUAUACGGGUUCUUGUUUGAGUCUGGUAAUCUGACUAAUAAAGUCUGUGCAUUUGUUAAAUCGAG